Molecule: messenger RNA, 4268 nt
Organism: Artibeus jamaicensis (Jamaican fruit-eating bat)
Lineage: Eukaryota; Metazoa; Chordata; Mammalia; Chiroptera; Phyllostomidae
Gene: SYT9
Product: synaptotagmin 9
Exons: 8
Coding region: 205-1692 (495 amino acids)
Biological process (GO): cellular response to calcium ion; regulation of dopamine secretion; calcium-ion regulated exocytosis
Cellular component (GO): dense core granule; membrane
Molecular function (GO): SNARE binding; phosphatidylserine binding; calcium-dependent phospholipid binding
Source: RefSeq, a predicted model, not a curated record
AGCCGAAAGACCGACGACCGGCUGGCAAAGAGCUGCAUGCAACCGGUGGGAGGCCGGGCCAGCUGGGGCUGGGGCUCGGGCCGUUUUCCGGCGGGCCCCUGGCGGCGAGCGAGGACGGCCCGGAGGCGGCGGCUCUGAGCUGGCAGGCGGAGGGUUGUCUCCUGCGCCCGCCUGCCCGGCGCGGUCCGAGGAUGUGGGGGGGCGAUGCCCGGGGCCAGGGACGCGCUCUGUCACCAGGCGCUGCAGCUGCUGGCCGAGCUCUGUGCCCGUGGGGCCCUGGAGCACGACAGCUGCCAGGAUUUUAUCUACCACCUGCGGGACCGCGCCAGACCCCGUCUCCGCGACCCAGAUAUCUCAGUCAGCCUGCUGACCCUUGUGGUCACAGCCUGUGGCCUCGCUCUCUUUGGCGUGUCUCUCUUCGUGUCGUGGAAACUCUGCUGGGUUCCGUGGCGAGAACGAGGCCUGUUCUGUGGUAGCAAAGACAACAACCAGGAGCCUCUUAACUACACAGAUACAGAGACCAACGAGCAGGAGAACAGCGAGGGCUUCCUAGACCCUCCCAGCCCUUGCCCCGACUCCUCCAUGAAGAUCAGCCACACGUCCCCCGACAUCCCCCUCUCCACCCAGGUGGGGGGCCAGGAGCACUGUGCCCAAGGCGUCCGCAUGAAGCGCCAAGUCACAGAGCCAGCCUCGUCGACUCGGCAUAAUUCAAUCCGAAGACAACUCAACCUGUCAAACCCAGACUUCAAUAUCCAGCAGCUUCAAAAACAGGAACACUUGGCUGGAAUCGGUCGAAUUAAGCCAGAGUUAUAUAAGCAGAGGUCAUUGGAUAAUGACGAUGGGAGAAGGAAUAACAGCAAAGCCUGCGGGAAACUGAACUUUAUAUUAAAAUAUGACUGUGACUUAGAGCAGCUCAUAGUGAAGAUUCAUAAAGCUGUCAAUUUGCCCGCCAAGGACUUUUCUGGGACUUCAGAUCCUUAUGUCAAGAUCUAUUUGCUUCCAGAUCGGAAAACAAAACACCAGACUAAAGUUCACAGAAAGACCUUGAACCCUGUGUUUGAUGAAGUGUUUUUGUUUCCUGUUCCCUACAAUGAACUUGCAGCCCGAAAGCUUCACUUCUCUGUGUACGACUUCGACAGGUUCUCUCGCCACGACUUAAUCGGCCAAGUGGUGGUGGAUCACUUCCUAGACUUGGCUGAUUUCCCCCGGGAGUGCAUCCUUUGGAAGGACAUCGAAUAUGUCACCAAUGACAACGUGGAUCUUGGAGAGCUGAUGUUUUCCCUCUGCUACCUGCCAACAGCUGGCAGGCUGACCAUCACUGUUAUCAAAGCAAGGAAUCUGAAGGCAAUGGACAUAACAGGAGCAUCAGAUCCCUACGUGAAGGUCUCCCUGAUGUGCGAUGGCAGGCGGCUGAAGAAGAGGAAAACGUCCACCAAGAGGAACACCCUGAAUCCCGUUUACAACGAAGCCAUAGUCUUUGAUGUCCCUCCCGACAACAUUGACCAAACCCACUUGUCCAUAGCGGUCAUGGACUACGACCGUAUAGGUCACAAUGAGAUCAUCGGCGUGUGUCAAGUAGGCAACAAAGCUGAGAGGCUGGGCAGAGACCACUGGAGUGAAAUGUUGUCGUAUCCUCGGAAGCCCAUCGCACACUGGCAUUCCCUGGUGGAGUGCCACUUAUUCUCCUCCUGAUAAGCAGAUGCCUUCCUUAUAACAUGAUACCUCAGAAACGAUGACUUUGGUGAGAGGACUGCUUUGCUGGGGCACAGUGAGACAGCCAUCUUACAAAGACCUUAAGUAACGCUCCCUACCCAACAACACCCAGACGGCUCCAGUGGCCAAAUGCUCAGCUGUAACCACAGCAAUAACUGGCCUUCUUUCCAGACGGGUUUGGUGAACACGAAUGGUCCAGCUGUCUGCGGGUGGUGUGCUGUAGGGGAAGCACAUCUCUCAUGGAUGAGAACCAACAUCAGACUAUGGAAGAAACCAACCGACACAGAAGACCGAGAGCACCCUGAGUACCAGGACUCUUAGUGAUGGGGUCACAGCAUCUGCCCUGGGAACAUCAUACCCACAUGAUGUUAUUUGCUCGAACGCCCUGGAAGGACAGAAUAUUUUAAAAUAUAUCCAGGUGCUAAAUAGGCAGCAGAUUUAAUUCACCUUUGAGCUAACAACUGUCUCCAGAAAAUAAUUUCACCUAGGAAGUGCUCCAGCUUUGCAAGGAAUAGCCUCAGGAGUAUAAUAGGAUAAGCAGUCUGUUUCCCAGAAGAAAAUCUCCUGCAAGGAGGGCAAGUUCACAGCAGAUUCACUGCCCCCCUCCAGGCACAUGGCAGUGAGUACCAGUGGAUCACGGCCCUCUCUCCUGCUAAACCCAGAUUCCGAGGGGUCAGAAUCCCCAACACUGUCUUCUGGAUGGCCAGCAGCCACUUCCUUCCACCUGGUGUUGGCAUUAGAAAGAAAGCUCAUUGUCAUUCCUGUUAAAGGGGCAUCCAUCUCAGUGGUGUAAACAUUCUGAAAUACCCUUUCCCAGGCACACUUGUCCACUGAGGGCACAGCCUCAGAGACAGAGGUAGCAUUGUGUGAGCUGAGUUCAUAGAGAGAUAGUACAGUGGUCCCCUGACUGAAGGCACAGCUUUUGGGCCUUCUUGGCCUGAGUGCCUUCUGGGGUAUUUCCAUAUGCAACAGCCCAGAGGCGUAGCCUUUGGUAGCCACAGACGGGUUUCCUUUUCACUUCCAGACACGUAUUAUCACUUUCAUAGCACUUGGGGAUAGAAAUACCUACAAGAGUGAAGGUCAAGGGCUCUCCCCGGUAUCUCAUUCAUUACUCAACUUCCUCGGUGACCGUAUCAGCCAACCCACUGCCAGCUGCGUUUCCUCAUAUUCAUUGCUUCCGCCAUCAUAUUAAUGAAACCAAAGGCCUCGGCGGGCCCUGGGAGGGGAGGUCCUCUCUCUCCCAUGAUAGAUGCAAGGUACUCCAUCCUCACGUUUUCACCUCUUCUCUAAGAUAACAUUUCCCUUUUCCUACAAGCCCUUUGCAGCAGAAUCCAGAGUUGGAUUGUAGUUUACUUUCCUGGGAAGCUCAUUAUCUUCAUUUGAAUUAACAUUUCAGUGUGGGACUAAUUGCGUGGAAACAGAAUCACCACAUGUCUUCAGAAAGUUAGCGUUGCCACAACUGCCUGGUAUUAGAAACUACCUUUGCUCUGGCCAGUGCAGCUUAAUUAGUUGGAGCACCAUCCCAUUAACCAAAGGGUCGUGGGCUGGAUUCUCAGUCAGGGCACGUGCCUGGGUUGCAGGUUCGUCCCUGGUCAGUGCAGGUAUGAGAGGCAACCGAUCCGUGGUUCUCUCUCGCAUCAAUGUUUUUCUCCCUCUUUCCCUCCCCACCCGCUCUUUCUAAAAUUUACAUCUUGUCCUGGCAGAGGGGAUUUUUUAAGAAAAGAAACUACCCUGAUGCCAGAUCUAAAAAGGAUGGAGGCUGUUGGCUGUACGAGUCAUUAUGACCACACUCCAGCGUCACAUGUUCCCAGCCUGCCCAAUUCAUUUCUGUCUCUAAUUGGCUUUCAACCUCCAGGACCCAAAGAGGAUCCAAGUUUCUGCCUAUGUCUGAUGACAUGAGAAGAAUGCAACUUUCUUUGCCAGCUUUCUCUGCCCAUUCCUCCCCAUUCCGACAUCCAUCACCAUAUCAGUGUUUAGGACCAAAACAUGGAAGACUAGUGCCAGCUGGAUAGUCAGCAGAAAUGUUUUCUCCAGAGCCAGGCAGAUAAGCCCAGAGGAAUGGUCCCAGAUUAACCAGACUGGCCCAGAGAGAUAUCAGGCAGCCAUCCCAAUAAACAUUGACAUGUCCUUGGCACUGGGAGCCCAGGUAGGAGAUCCAGUGGCAGCUGUGCCUGUUGCUCCCCCCUCACGAUCCUCCUGCCCAGUGAGCUAGCAGCCCUGGGGUACUGAUGAGCAUGCUUCCGGUUUGUUGGUAUGAAACAGAAGGUGGCUCUGUAGGGGCCAGCAGGCAAAGAGGCCUGCCCACGUAGCAGCAGGUGGCUUUGUAUCUGGAAAGCUUUGCCUAGCCAGUCCAGCUGUGGCCAGAGGCCAGUUAUAAAUUUGAACUCCCUUGGCCCAUCUGUAAGUCUGCCUUUGUUCUCUUGCAUUCUGUUUGUUUCCCUUUAGUUUCCUAGUAAAUGUUCCUUUUGAAAAAUUCCAACCUUGUCUCAUUGAACUUGUGGGGAAGGGUAUUCUCCAGUGGCUUUUCCAGGAUGGAGAAGGAAAUUAAAGUACCU